Messenger RNA from Xyrauchen texanus (razorback sucker), 4128 nucleotides. Its product is annotated as zinc finger MYM-type protein 1-like. Gene Ontology annotation, molecular function: protein dimerization activity. The transcript is spliced from 3 exons. The record is from RefSeq and is a predicted model, not a curated record. Lineage: Eukaryota; Metazoa; Chordata; Actinopteri; Cypriniformes; Catostomidae. Bases 1598 to 3385 code for a protein of 595 amino acids.
CAGCCUGUUGUGGCAAAAACAAUAAUUAAACAAAUGUGCAUAACAAGAUAAGAGACAUCAAGAUCCAAAUUAUAUUUUAAAAGAGAGUUUAUUCUUUUAAAAGAGGUUUGUUCACAAAAAUACCGCGACAGCUACCUCGCAAUAGGAACAAAAACCUCACUCACACAGAAAACACAUGGCCUAUUUAUACCCCCGUCCUCAAAGUCCCUUCUUCCGUAAUUUUCCACUCAAUCCCAGUAAAACCCGAUCUAGCUAGUUUUUAGAAAUACCAAUGGCUCUUCUAAGCCCCCUGGGUUUUACGGGCUUUACAUCUGUGAGGUCAUAAAAAGGCCAUAUAAACGCUAUCUUGUCCUGAAGACAGUGGUCCUUCGUUGAGCUUCUCUGAGUUUCACACCCGUGAAACUCAACAAAAGGCUUUAUUUAUGGCUAAAUAAUCCCUCUGUCUUUCCCGUACUCAUAUUGAGGAGUUCAAAAGGCUUUUUCCCUUGACCAUCUGUUUUACUGUGUGUGUGUGUCUCCUGUGCCUGCCAGGUGAAAAAGAAAAUACUUAGAGGAGAGAAACUGAAUCGAAAGAAAAUCCACAUAAUGCCUUAAAGAAAGUAAAAUAUAAAUUUUCCACAACAAUCCCUCCUCUUUAUCAUUCUCUGAUAAACGAUUUGGUUUUCAUUAACAUUAGUUUUGACUAAAAAUAAAAUAUAACAAAAUAAGAAUAAAACAUUACUCAACAUCAAACCCAUAAAUGGUUACAAUCAUUUCAAGUCUUUACAUCAGUGGCGGCUUGUCAAUAGAGGCCCCAUCAAAAUUCCAGAAAUAUACAUGAAUAAAAAAAUUAUAUAAAAAUGAAAUAAAAAUAAAAAAAUAAAAUAGUUUACUCAUAUGAUGUAAGUAAGAGCCUCAGCAUUUAAUAAAAACUGGCUUUAAUCGGUUAACUAUUUUCUAUGUUUUUCAAUAUGUUUCAUGCGGUUUAAUGGGCGAGGGACGCCGGACAAAUGGAUGUCUAUCUGAGUCCUUACAUUUUCGGGCAGCAUGUGACCUGAAGCUGGUCUCUAAUUGGUUUCUUAAAGAUUCUCCUCCGGGUGCAGGUCGCUGCGUCCCUGGCGAAUCAGAAUUGGACAAAUGUUAUUUUAUCCAAUCUGAUUGGUUCUCGUCACCUGUCAUUCAACUUUACGCUCUUGGACACUACUGCGAGUGCGCAGACGACCUUGCUAGUUGCUACUGUAGGCUGAUCACUUUUGCAGAGAUAAUGGCAGCAGUUAAACCAAACUCUGUCAUUAAUUUACAAAAAAACCCUUUCACAAGGCGUUCCUGGAUGAAAAAAUAAGGAUAAAGGAUCUCGGACCAACCUGACUUACAAAUCCAGCAGCAGGCCAGUGACAGAGGACGAAGCUACACCCGGUGCUUCACCCGCGCUUUUUAUGAGAAACAAAGGUGGCUGGCUGGAUGUGAUGUUAGCAAUGCCUUUUUUUGCUUUCCCUGUCUUUUAUUUCAAAGUGUCGGCACUGAAGUUUUGUGGACAACAACGGGGGUAAGUGACCUCAAACAUUUAUCAGAAAAAUGCAAACGUCAUGACAGUAGUCGCAGCCAUCUUGAUAAUAGCAUGAAACUAACGUUUUUGGGCAGAGUUAGCAUUGCUGAACAACUAGAUGAAGGCUACAGGAUUGGCAUUAGAAGGCACAACGAAGAGGUGACAAAAAAUCGACACAUACUGUCCAGGAUAAUACACUGUGUGAAAUUUUGUGGAGCCUUUGAGUUGGCUUUGCGUGGCCAUGAUGAGAGUGAGAGCUCAGAUAACCCCGGUAUAUUUCGCGGGUUGGUGGAUUUUGUUGCCUCUCUUGAUGGAGCAUUGAAAGAGCACCUUGACAGUGCUACUGUAUUUAAGGGAACGUCAAAAACUAUACAGAACGAGCUACUGGACUGUAUGUUGUCUGUUACAAGAGAACAAAUAAUCAAAGAAGUCCAGACAAGUGAUUUUUUAUCAAUCCAGGCAGAUGAAACGACAGAUAUUGCCACACAGUCCCAACUUGUGCUUGUGCUGCGCUACAUCGACGACAAAAAUAACGUGCAGGAAAGAUUUUUUGAGUUCAUCCCUCUGCAGUCAGCUACAGCUGAGUCCAUUGCUACUGCACUAAAAGAGCGUCUUGCAUCUAUCCUUCCUGAGGAUCAGAAAAGUAAGCUCAUCUGCCAGGCAUAUGAUGGGGCCAGCGUGAUGAGGGGUGCCACUGCAGGUGUUCAGAGGAAAAUACAAGAUGUGUACCCAAAUGCCCACUACAUCCACUGCUACGCACAUCAGCUCAACCUGAUAAUGCAACAGGCCACCUCUCACAUAUCCAAGGCAAGAAUUUUUUUUUCUAACAUUGGUGGAUUUGCCAGCUUUUUUUCCAAGUCACCCAAGCGGACAUGUUUUCUGGAUAAAGUGGUUGCCCAUAGACUGCCAAGAUCCAGCAACGUCAGAUGGAACUUUCAUAGCCGUGCCAUCAAUACUGUUUUUGAGCACAGAGAGGAUCUCAUUCACUGUUUUGAGAGCAUACAAGACUCAGGUGACUUUGACCCCAAUACUGUCAGAGAAGCAGGAGCCCUGGCCAUGCUACUGGAGGAUCAGGAUUUUAAGUUCUUUCUGGAGCUCUAUCACCACAUCAUGCCACAUGUAGACAUGUAUGCCAAGCUCCAGAAGAAGAACAUUGAUUCGGUCCAUAUCAAAGUGAGCAUCCAACAGUUCCAACAGGAAAUUCAAAAGAUCAGAAACUCUCUCAAUUCCAUUGGUGAGCAGAGCAGUGGUUCUCGGCCAACAAAGAGGCGCCGGGUGCUCAGUCCAGAAGAGCGUGAAAGGAUUGCAGCAGUGGUCUGUGACACCAUCCUGGGACACACUAGGGAACGUUUCUCCUUCACAGACCACCUUGUCUGUGCCACCUUGUUGCAGGGGGACAGGUUUGAGGAGUACAAUGAUACCUUUCCUGAAGAUGCAUUGAGCAGCACCAUGAAAGCGUACCCGAUGCUCAGUGGAAGCAAGCUGAUGACAGAGCUCAGUCUCAUCUACAGCAAGGAGGAAUUCAAAGCCUGCCGUGGUGCUGUGGACCUAUUCCAGCUUUUUAUGGAGAAUAAUCUAGAAGAAGUCUUUUCCGAAACUGUGACUCUCCUAAAAGUUCUUAUUACCACACCCAUGACCACGGCUGAAGCUGAGAGGUGCUUCUCAACCUUGAAGAGAAUAAAAACUUUUCUCAGAAACACCAUGACCCAGGAGAGGCUGAAUGCAUUGGCAUUGCUCUCCAUGGAAAAGAGACUUGUUACCGAGAUGACUGACUUUAAUCAGAGAGUCAUUGAGAAAUUUGUGGCCAGAAAGAAAGGAGAGGAAAAUUUAUGUUCAAGUAGUAAACAUGCUGCAAAUUAAUAAAUAAAGUAAAUAAAUAUUGCUUUGUAUUUAUUUUCGCCCACAAAAAAAGCGCCCCCCCCCAAAAUAAUUAUCACCAGCCGCCACUGCUUUACAUCACAGUUAUACUCUUCAUGUCUGAUUUUUGUAUACCUGAUCACUCUACUUGAACAUUGUUAUUGCUUUUCCUGGCUGAGAAUCAGAUUCUCAGUCAUCUCAGACAUAGUUUAAAGAAUCACUCUCGUCACUCUCAUAAUCAUCACAUUUGUGUGUCUCAUCUAUUGGAUAAACAGUCAGUUUUACUGCUUGUAUGGACAUCCCAGCCCUGACCAAUCUCUGUACUGAGUUGGAAAUACAUCUCAAAAUGCAUGGCAAGCAGAACAGAAUCAGAAUUCCUAACAAUGCAAUUGGCAAAACAGUUUGAAUUACCCAGUACAUCCAUCCAACCCACAAUGACAUAAUCCACCCGGCCCACUGGUUGUCAGUCCUUUCAGGUUCUUUUACGGCCUCUCUCAUGUGUUCAAUUAUGUUAGUUAUGUUAUCACUGUAAUCAGGAAUGUUAAAACAACAAGACACCCCCAGCAUUUUACAGACUCCGCCCCUUUCUGCCGUAAGUGUAUCAAGAACUAAACGGUUCUGAAUGACUGCGUCCCUCAGCUGCCUCAUUUCAUCACUUAUCAAUGUCAAAGCAUUUUCUGUGCUAUUGGCUAUUGCUAAUACCGUCCAUGCUAACCCAUUAAUCUUGUUAAUCGUUACCGCUGUAC